Molecule: messenger RNA, 717 nt
Organism: Penicillium odoratum
Lineage: Eukaryota; Fungi; Ascomycota; Eurotiomycetes; Eurotiales; Aspergillaceae
Exons: 1
Coding region: 1-402 (133 amino acids)
Source: RefSeq, a predicted model, not a curated record
AUGACAACCGACCGGGCGAUAUGCGCCUGUCACGGUCACUACGAAGAGCUGCGUGCGGAGCUCCAGUCGCUCCGCACCGCGGUGACCAGCCCGAGCACCGGACGAAGCUGGGCAUCGAUUGUGUCCCAGUUAUCGGUGGUGUCGUCCAACACCCGGAUGGUGCGCUCGAGUCUUGGUCUUCCGGCUGUCGUCCUGGACUUGCGAUCGGCGAACGAGGAAACCAAAGCAUUAGUCGACGACCCCACACGAACGCGCGAGAAGGUCCGGGCCGCACUGAAAGAGGAAACGACUGCAUCGAACGUUGAGAUUGUCGGAGUCAAGCCGAAUCCCGAACUACGAUCAAGGUCUUUGUUGAUUCGGAAGAAAGCGCGGCACAGCUACGCCGAGCCACUCACUGGCUGAACUCCGUGCCGGGAGCUACGUUGCAGGGCGAGCAGUGGUUUCCCUUGAAAUUAAACGAUGUGAAGAAAGAAAGUGUCUACGAAACUUCGGGGGCGCAACGGGAGGACUUCACACAGACUUUCAAGAGGAAAAUGAGGUCGAACAGAUCAAAAAGAUCGUCUGGCUGAGUGGAGCGAAACGGUACGGAUCCAUGGUGAUUUAUCUGUCUAAAUAAGGGGACGCCGAGGCACUUCUCAAUCGCCGAAUCGUGCAUGUACACGGAGAAGCAGUGUUCUCAGAUAGAUUUUAUGAGCGGCCGAGGCCAUUGCGAUGCCG